AUGGCUCCCGCCAAGCGAAAACCGGCGGCGCGAAAGAAACGGCUCCGAACAGGCACGAACUUAACGAUUUUGGGCUAUAAAAGCCCAAAAUUGUUAAAUAAAAAUCACUCUUUGGAGUGCUUGGCAAAAAUCCUGAUCCGCGCCAAGCAAUCCGCUUCCUGGGGGUCGCAGCUUGCAGGGCCUCCACCGAAGAUUCUCGGCCGCACUCCCCAGGACUUCGAGCACCACUACGUUCAAAUUUUAAGACUGACCUGUGUUAUUAUAUUUUUAAUUUUUAGAUAUUUAGCAUUGUUAAGCUAUCUCGAGAUCUACAACGAGCGAUUACGAGAUUUGUUACAAGACGACACUAGAGAAACCUUAACACUAAAAGAAGAUCCCACGAAAGGUACUUACGUCGCGGGUGGAUUGCGAGAAGUCCCUGUCAAAGAUGCAACCGAAUGCGCCACAUUAGUUCAACAGGGUGAUCAAAGGAGAGCUGCAGCCGCAACAAAGAUGAACGCUGUCAGUUCAAGAAGUCAUGCUGUUUUAACUUUGUCACUUGAAGCAAUUGCCAUCAAUGACGAUGAUAAACGUGGCAAUGCUAUCAGGAGAGGUCGAUUACAUUUAGUCGAUUUAGCUGGAUCUGAAAGACAAACUAGAACUGGUGCUACAGGAGAUCGUUUGAAAGAAGCUGCCAGUAUCAAUCUGAGCUUAUCGGCAUUAGGGAAUGUUAUUAGUGCAUUAGCUGCCGGAAAUGGAAGACAUGUACCUUAUAGGGACAGUAAGUUGACGAGAUUGCUGCGAGAUAGCUUGGGCGGAAAUGCCAGAACUUUGAUGAUUGCUUGCGUGAGUCCAAGCGACAUCGAUGCUGAAGAGACUCUUAGCACUCUACGCUAUGCAGCUAGAGCUCGUUGCAUAAAAAAUAAACCCAUUGUCAAUGAAGAUCCUAAAGAUGCUCUUCUUAGACAAUACCAAUUAGAACUUCAACGUUUAAGAAAGUUACUUGACUCCAACGAUAUAUUAAAUGUUGGAUUGGACUUCCAAAAGGAUGAGGAAGAAAGAGAAGAAUUGCGAGAAAAGCAAUAUUCCGACGAGGUGGAGAGACUAAGAAAAGAGUGCGAAAAUUCAAAUUUGUCAGCUCAGAAACUAAAAGAGGAACUGAAAACUCUAAAAUUUUGUUACGAAUCUGGAUUAAAUAUGACGAUUAAUAAUGAUAAACUUGAGAAACUCGAUCAAGGAUAUCAGGAGAUGAAUGAAUUGGACAAAGAACGAAUGGAAAGAAGAAGAAAGAAAAGAGAGGCAGCUCUUCAAGAUGUUUUAAAAAGGUUGGAGAAACUGACGAUCGGUGGAGAAGAGAUUGAUAAUGCAGAACUAAAAAAAAGGAGGGAGAAAAGAAGAAAAAAGUUAGAAGCUCUUGUAGGGGCGCUGGAAGCCAACGAUGCCAAUGGUAGUGUCUUCCAAGUAUAUGGCCAAUUGAGAACGAGUUGGAGCACGUCCGAACGGUUCGACGGCUCGUCUCCUAAUCUAAGGGCGUCCGUUUAA
This is a messenger RNA of Wasmannia auropunctata (little fire ant), 1521 nucleotides long. Its product is annotated as osmotic avoidance abnormal protein 3-like. Bases 1 to 1521 code for a protein of 506 amino acids. NCBI's taxonomy places the organism in Eukaryota, Metazoa, Arthropoda, Insecta, Hymenoptera, Formicidae. Gene Ontology annotation, biological process: microtubule-based movement. The record is from RefSeq and is a predicted model, not a curated record. Gene Ontology annotation, molecular function: microtubule motor activity; ATP binding; microtubule binding. The transcript has 5 exons.